Molecule: messenger RNA, 1448 nt
Organism: Aplosporella prunicola CBS 121167
Lineage: Eukaryota; Fungi; Ascomycota; Dothideomycetes; Botryosphaeriales; Aplosporellaceae
Exons: 1
Coding region: 53-1243 (396 amino acids)
Cellular component (GO): mitochondrion
Molecular function (GO): GTP binding
Source: RefSeq, a predicted model, not a curated record
ACAACACCGUCUCAAUGGAGGAGAGUAUUUCGCCGCCGCCCACGACACACCCAUGGCUGCCCCCUUCAGAGGGCUGACCGGCGCUAGGCGGCUUUUGCUGCGCCCAGGCGGAUUGGCUGCGCUCCGCAGGCCGCAGCGCGCUGGAUACGCAAGGCAAAGCAGCCCGACUCCCUUCGGCGACGAAGGCAACGACAAAGCCCACCGCCCCCAGGAGGACCUUGCCGCGAGCCUCGACCCCAAGGCCUCUAAGCAGCAGCAAGCCGUCUUCCCGCGCCUCAACGAGCCGCACUACCACGUCGACACGCUGCCGCCCACGGACGCACAGCUCGCAUACGCCGCGACCUUCUUCGCGAAAGCAAAACCGCACUUCCUGUUCUCAUGCAGCGAGUUCCGGCACUUCCCCGCCGAGUCGUCGACGCCAGAAGUGGCGUUCCUGGGGCGCAGCAACGUGGGCAAGAGUUCGCUGCUGAACGCGCUGCUGGGGAAGCGGGCCGUGAGCGGCGCCGAACGGCACAGCAACACGGCCAAAGUCAGCAGCAAGCCCGGGCGCACCAAGACGAUGAACUGCUUCGCCGUGCGGCUAGGGGGCGACGAGGCCGGCGGCGUGAAAACCGCCCUCCGCAACGCCGACGGCGACAUCGUCGACGCGCACGGCAAGAAGACGCGCGAGGCGCAUGCGCGCCGCUGGAUUGCCCCCGGCCAUAACCAGCUCGUUGUUGUCGAUAUGCCGGGAUAUGGGUACGGCAGCCGCGACGCCUGGGGCACAGAAAUCAUGAAGUACUUGACGGGAAGGCGGCAGCUGCGCCGCGCGUACGUCCUCGUCGACGCUGAGCAUGGCUGCAAGGACUCUGACAACCAGAUCCUCCAACUGCUCGCUCAGAACGGCGUCCCCCACCAGGUCGUCCUCUGCAAGGCCGACAAGCUGCUCUGGCCCCGCGCGAAGCUUUCGGCUUCCGCCCUGGCGCGGGGCUGCCUGCUGCUGCGCGAUGCCGAGGAGCGCACUAUCCAGACCCUGCGUACUGGCGCGCAUGGACACCGUUCCCCGGGGGCUGACGAGGGCAAAGAGGGCAAGGAGCGUGCAAGGCGCGGCGCCGGCAGCGGCCAGCCGGGCCUGUUGGAGGUGUUGGCCGUGAGCUCGGAGAAGAGUCUGGCGCCGAAGAAGACGCCCAAGAUUGGCAUUGAUGGGCUGCGCUGGGCGGUUCUGCGCGAGGCGGGCAUGGAGUCGAUUUCUGGUGUUGUGUGAGUCGAUGACCGAGGGCUUGUGGCCGAGAGCUUGUGGACGAGAGUUUCUGGGCGUUAAAGCGCGCAGUCUGCGGUCGCAUGGGCUGGUUAAUACCGUACCUACUAUCAAAGAGACGGAAAAGGAUUCUUGUAUAUGAUAUACCCCACGACGGGCCUUGUAUAUCAGCCACAAAAGCAUAUCACGACAUUCUUAUUUACAGGUGCAA